UAGCUGACAUCAAUAACAUACUAUACAGAAAGCCCCUAGAUAUGCAGAGAAGCAAUUUAAGUUAAAUUUGUCCCCAGGAUGCGACCCACACCAGUCGACUAACACCCAGGUACCUAUUUUUACUGCUAGGUGAACAUGGACAGCAGGUGUCUCCAGGAAACACAUCCAAAUCUUUUGCACCCGUACCAUGGAUCGAACCACAGACUUCAGUGUGCGAGGUGAGUGCGCUACCCACCCAGCUACGGGGCACACCAAAUGUAAUAUUACACUCUCGUUUAUCCCUGUGAAUUACCCCUUACCCUCUCCUCCCCUUCUCUCCUUCCCUCGCAGCAUGAUGCAGACAAUUGACUUCAUCCUGCUUACCAGAGGUGAGAAACUGUUGUUGAAACCAACAGUCAGUAGUCACGAGGAAAGCAGCUGACAGUAGACACGGGAAGAGGAGCUGACAGUCAUUAGACACGAGGAGAGCAGCUGACAGUCAAUAGACACGAGGAGAGGAGCUGACAGUCAGUAGACACGAGGAGAGCAGCUGACAGUAGACACGAGAAGAGGAGCUGACAGUCAGUAGACACGAGGAGAGCAGCUGACAGUAGACACGAGAAGAGGAGCUGACAGUCAGUAGACACGAGGAGAGCAGCUGACAGUCAAUAGACACGAGGAGAGCAGCUGACAGUCAAUAGACACGAGGAGAGCAGCUGACAGUCAAUAGACACGAGGAGAGCAGCUGACAGUCAAUAGACACGAGGAGAGCAGCUGACAGUCAAUAGACACGAGGAGAGGAGCUGGCAGUCAGUAGACCCGACAAGAAGAGCUGACAGUCUGGUAUACGAUAAGGAAAGAUUGUCUAUCACCUCUUACACCAGUGUUUCCGACAGAUAAUGAAGUUCAGUGAUUCCGCAUAAUGUAAAGGAAAAUAAUGUGCGUGUAUGUGCAUUUGUGUUCAUGUGUAUAAGGAAAGAUAAAGCAUACACAGGGGCUGUCACCAUGACUAGUGGGUUUAGUACCGUGUUAAACACUGCACUGGCUGAGGGUACAGUAUUUAAGUCACUUCUCCCAGCUGUUAAUUCUGGGAUAUAACAACGAAAUGCCAGCUGGUAGGUCACUGGCUACUUGAUCACUGAUACCCAGAAGUGCCCUGUCUAGUGUUUACCAAGAAGGUCAUUUGAUAAUGGAGAGGCACAUUCCCCUGGAGGGGCAGAGUCAAGUCUCAUCUUCCUAGUGUUUCCGUCUCUCAUUUCGAUGUUAGAGAGAAUAGUUAUCAGGAGGAGAAAUCUCCAAGUAACUUCAGUGAAUCCUGAAGAAGAAGACGAAGAAGAAUGCUGGCAUUAUCAUCUUGUCAUUGUUGCCUCAAAAUUGUUAUUUUUGAGAUGCUCGUUUUUAAAAUGUAAAUCAUCUAUGUCUAUGACAAUGUGAAUCUUUUCCAGGUAUGUGAAAAAUGUGAGUGAUAUGUGUUUAUAAAAAGUGUGAAUAGGCCCAUGGAAAAACGCGAAUACUCUGGGUGUUAGAAAAAUGAAGCAAGCCUGACACGAAACAUUCAAAUUUUUAUCUCUGUGUUUGUAUAGGGACUUUGGAAGUGUCACAUCAGCAAAAGUGACAGCGGGUGAGACAAGACGUCAGCAGAAAUAUAUCUCACAGCGAUAUGGAAUCAUCAGCGAGCGUGAACGAAGAUCUGAGCCUCAACAACCAGACCAACCAAAAUCAUAUUCUUGAGGACUCAAGAGAUGUCACUUUCUCGGCAUGUAGCCUACAAGAUUGCACAAGAGAUGUCACCACCGGGGAUUUCAGCCUACAAGAUAACUCAGAUGUCACUACCAGGGCUGCAGCCUAGAGGAUAACUCAGAUGUCACUACCAGGGGCAGCUGCAGCCUAGAGGAUAACUCAGAUGUCACUACCAGGGGCAGCUGCAGCCUAGAGGAUAACUCAGAUGUCACUACCAGGGGCAGCUGCAGCCUAGAGGAUAACUCAGAUGUCACUACCAGGAGCUGCAGCCUAAAGGAGAAAUUACAUCAGAAGCAGAAUUGUCCAGAGGAGAAACAAGAACCAGAAGAGCAACAUGUGUCGAUGAUACAGCAGCAGGAGCAGGAGAAUAACCAUCUGGUGCCAGAGAAACGACAUAGUCCCGAGCCUCCCGACGGAGGCUGGGGUUGGGUAGUUGCUGCCGGAGUUUUCUUAAUAGCAUUAGUGGUGCCGAUGUUGUCCCCGUCCUUCGGUAUCCUGUUCUCUCCUCAACUUCUGGAGUGGCAGGUGUCCAGCACCACCGUCGCUGUCAUCUACAGCGCCUUCAUGGUAGUAUGGAAGCUGACUGGUGUCAUCGUGGGCUCCCUGGCACGAGAGUUUGGCUUCAGGAAGGUGGCCAUGACGGGGACAUUGCUCACAGCCUCCUGCCUCACCUUCAGCGCCUUCGCCACCUCUCCUGUGCUCCUCUUCGUGUUUUUCUCACUCGGAUGUGGUUUGGGUAAUGGCUUGUCCUGUGUAGGUUACCUCAUCCUGGCCCAGUAUUUCCAGAGACACAGAGGUCUCGCCAACACCUACCUCAUGGCCGGCGCUGGACUCGGCCACUUCAUUAGUCCAUUGCUCAUCCGCCUCCUGCAGGACAAAUAUGGCUUCAAAGGUGCUACCAUGAUCAUCGGAGUUAUCAUCCUUCAUGGCUUUGUGGGCGCUGCUUUGUUCCAUCCAGUAGAGUGGCAUCAGAGAGGUUCCCAAAGGAAAGCAUCUCUUGAUGAUUCUGAGGAUGCUGAUGCUCUUGUACCAGAGCCGAAGAGCUCCGGUGACAGAAGUUUAAGAGGUGGUGGCUCAAGUGGUUUCAAUACUCAGCUGGGCAAGCUCAAAAAGCCAAAGUUCCUUACGCCAACAUACUUACAGAAUGUGAACGGAUGUAAAGACACCAUUAUGAGUUUUCAGGAGCAUGAAUCUUUAACCUCAGACAAGGCUGAUGCAAACCUGUGUGAUCUGCCCUUUGCUAACUCCAACACUCAGGCUAAUGAUAAGGCUACGUCAGCUGAAAGAGGUGUGAACUGCAUAUGUGCUAUCUGGAGCACCAUCAUACGCGUGGUUUGCUCAGUCAUAAAUGACAUUCGCAUCUUGAGACAUCCUUCCUGUCUAAUCAUAGCCUUAGCAUCAACUCUGGUUGUUAAUGGAGAGGCUAACUUCACUGUGCUGGUACCAUUCGCUAUACAGGAUGCGGGUCACUCUCUAGAAACGGCAGCCCUGUGUAUAUCUGUAGCUGGUAUAUGUAACUUCAUCACCAGACUGUGUGUGUCUGCCCUCUCAGACUUCCCUUGGUUCAGGAUGAGACUCUGCUACAUGACUGCCAUUGCUACCCUGGGAAUAUCAAUCAUUGUAUUCACAUUACAGACGAAGUCUGGGUGGCAGGUGGGACUGAUGGGCGUCAUCGGGUGUGCCAUCGGCACCUUCUUCGGUCUUAGCAACCUCCUCAUCACCCAGAUUGUCGGCCUCUCUAACCUCACCUCUAUGUAUGGGGCCAAGAACUUCCUAGGAGCCCUCGGCUUUUUCUCCGUUGGACCACUAAUCGGAAUGAUCCGGGAUGCGAGUGGUAGUUACUUGGUCAGCAUGUGGGUCCUGGCUGCCAUCACUCUAGCCAGCUUCCUGUCCUGGUUUACGGUUCCAGUCUCCAUAAACCAUGACUGCCGCAGGACAGCUCAAAAGCCCAGUGUAAAAUUUUACAAGGCAAGAGUGACGGACGAUCAUCGGCACAGCAGCAAAGAGGACCUCAGAACAGCUGCUGACGAGGAGAGCCAACAGCACCUAGGGGUGCAACGGAUGCAAAAACAGCAGCAGCAGGAACAGGAGACACAGCAACAACAGGAUGUGAAGUGCCUGCAGGAUCAGCACCAGCAGGAGGGUCCUCGACCUCCUGACGGAGGUUGGGGCUGGAUGAUAACUCUCGGCGUCUUCCUAAAUUCGUUAACUACACCGAUGUUGUCCCCGUCCUUCGGUAUCCUGUUCUCUCCUCAACUUCUGGAGUGGCGAGUGUCCAGCACCACCGUCACUGUAAUCUACAGCGCCUACAUGGUAGUAAAGAAACUGACUGGUGUCACCGUGGGCUCCCUGGCACGAGAGUUUGGCUUCAGGAAGGUAGCCAUGACGGGGUCACUGCUCAUUGCCUCCUGCCUCACCUUCAGCGCCUUCGCCACCUCUCCUGUGCUCCUCUUCGUGUUUUUCUCACUCGGAUGUGGUCUGGGAAGUGGACUAACGAGUGUGGGCUUCCUAAAAAUUGCUCAGUAUUUUGACAAACACCGUGGCUUAGCAAACACCUUUAUGACAUCUGGCAUCGGGCUAGGUAAUUUCAUGGGUCCUCUUCUCAUCAAGUACCUACAGGACGAAUAUAGUUUCCAGGGCACUACGAUGAUCCUUGGAGCCAUCCUCCUUCACGGGUUCGUGGGUACGACUCUCUACCAACCAGUUCAGUGGCACAUGAAAUACCCCAAACGUGAGCGAGAUUCUCCAAACAAUGAAAAUGUCUCUUUGAUUUUGCCACAAGAAGAGAACUCAGAAAUCACAAAAUGCGAUAGUUCCAUCGUCUCUGUUUUGCAGCAGGAAGAUUGUGUGCGGUCAGGCGUAGAGGGACGAACUCAUUCACAUGAAGGCAGUAGAAGGUGGCAUGGAAGCCAAUUAUUUACAUUGCAGGAGGAGGUGGUGUGGCUGACUGGAGUGAUGAGUGUGUGGGGGAUUGCAGCAGGCUCCUUCCAUGGCCUUAGCAACCUUCUCAUGGUCAGGAUCGUCGGGGUGUCUAACACCACGGCUAUGUUCGGGGCCAGGAAUUUCAUGAUGGCCUUCGGGUUCUUCACUAUUGGUCCCUUGAUCGGUGUGGUUCGUGACGCCAGCGGUAGCUACAUUAUCACAAUGUGGGUGCUGUCUGCUAUGAUCUUCACCAGCUGCAUCCUCUGGUUAUUCAUGCCUGCCGCCCAGGCCUACGACCAACGCCUAAGGAAAGAGAUAGGGGAGAAGGCGGAUGCUUCCCUCCGCAUGACUAUGGCUCCCAUCUCCAUGGAGUCUUCGUCAGACAAGGCAAGAGUGACGGACGAUCAUCGGCACAGCAGCAAAGAGGACCUCAGAACAGCUGCUGACGAGGAGAGGCAGCAGCGCCUAGGAGUGCAACAGAAGCAAAAACAGCAGCAGCAGGAACAGGAGACAGACCAGCCACAGGAGAAACAGCAGCAACAGGAUGUGCAGUGCCUGCAGGAUCAGCACCAGAAGGAGGGUCUUCGACCUCCUGACGGAGGCUGGGGCUGGAUGAUAACUGUGGGCGCCUUCUUAAAUGCGUUAACUAUACCGAUGUUGUCCCCGUCCUUCGGUAUUCUGUUCUCUCCUCAACUUCUGGAGUGGCGAGUGUCCAGCACCACCGUCGCUGUCAUCUACAGCGCCUACAUGGUAGUAUGGAAGCUGACUGGUGUCAUCGUGGGCUCCCUGGCACGAGAGUUUGGCUUCAGGAAGGUGGCCAUGACGGGGUCACUGCUCAAUGCCUCCUGCCUCACCUUCAGCGCCUUCGCCACCUCUCCUGUGCUCCUCUUCGUGUUUUUCUCACUCGGAUGUGGUCUGGGAAGUGGACUAACAUGUGUGGGCUUCCUAAAUAUUGCUCAGUACUUUGACAAACACCGUGGCUUAGCAAACACCUGUAUGACAGCUGGCAUCGGGCUAGGUAAUUUCAUGGGUCCUCUUCUCAUCGAGCACCUACAGGACGAGUAUGGUUUCCAGGGCGCUACGAUGAUCCUUGGAGCCAUCCUCCUUCACGGGUUCGUGGGUACGACUCUCUACCAACCAGUUCAGUGGCACAUGAAAUACCCCAAACAUGAGCGAGAUUCCCCAAACAAUGAAAAUAUCUCUUUGAUUUUGCCACAAGAAGAGAACUCAGAAAUCACAAAAUGCGACAGUUCCAUCGUCUCUGUUUUGCAGCAGGAAGAUUGUGUGCGGUCAGGCGUAGAGGGACGAACUCAUUCACAUGAAGGCAGUAGAAGGUGGCAUGGAAGCCAAUGUUCGCUUACAUCUAUUGCUUCUAGUAAAAACUCAUAUGCUAUUAUCUGUGACCGGGACAUAGCUAGCAUAGACUCUGUUGGUUCCUUGACAACACUGCGUAUUGAGAAUCUAUCAAAAAACAAUGUCAAGACAACAUCCUUACCUCAGGAAGAAAAUAAUGAAGAUGUAACAAAAACUAACUUCAAAACAUCCUCACCUAAGAAAAGAAGUCAGAAUUGUUUCUAUAAACUUUUCAGUACCAUUUUACGGGUUCUUCGUGCCACUGUCAAAGAUAUCACCAUUCUAAGACAUCCUCCCUCCUUAAUUAUAGCCGUGGGAUCCAUGCUGAUUAUUGGAGGAGAAGCAAACUUCAACGUACUGGUGCCUUUUACUAUACAAGCAGCAGGACACUCACUGCAGACAGCCGCCUGGUGCCUCUCCGUGGCCGGAAUAUGUAACUUCUUCACCAGACUGACCGUCUCCUUCCUUUCUGACUAUUCUUGGUUCAAUAUGAGACUCUGUUAUGUGAUAGGACUGGCUACCAUGAGCACCGCAAUCAUUGUAUUUACAUUGCAGGAGGAGGUAGUGUGGCUGACUGGAGUGAUGAGUGUGUGGGGGAUUGCAGCAGGCUCCUUCCAUGGCCUUAGCAACCUUCUCAUGGUCAGGAUCGUCGGGGUGUCUAACACCACGGCUAUGUUCGGGGCCAGGAAUUUCAUGAUGGCCUUCGGGUUCUUCACUAUUGGUCCCUUGAUUGGUGUGGUUCGUGACGCCAGCGGUAGCUACGUUGUUGCACUGUGGGUGCUGUCUGCUAUGAUCCUCACCAGCUGCAUCCUCUGGUUACUCAUGCCUGCCGCCCAGGCCUACGACCAACGCCUACGGAAAGAGAUAGACGAGAAGGCGGCUGCUUCCCUCGUGUGAACUCUUUUAAAUCUUAUUAUAUUGUAAAAUUGAAUAAACAUGAAUAUGGAUA
Messenger RNA from Cherax quadricarinatus, 6943 nucleotides. The record is from RefSeq and is a predicted model, not a curated record. Lineage: Eukaryota; Metazoa; Arthropoda; Malacostraca; Decapoda; Parastacidae.